UAAAAAAGACGUGAAGAAGAAAAAAAAAGAAACUGCUUACUCUCUCUCCCUUCUCUAUAUCUGUGCUAGCCUACAUAUUUGAUCAAUAUGAAUUCUUCCUUUACAGAGAAUACAAGCAACAAAAACAGGAUGGAUGAUGAGAUACUUCCUGGAUCAGCAUCAAAAGAUAAAAGAUGUAGUUGGAAGGAAGAGAUUUUGUUAGAACAAAAGAAAAUAUGGAGAGUUGGGUUUCCUGCUAUGUUAGCUAGGGUGACUCAAUAUGGUAUGUUUGUAGUCACACAAGCAUUCAUUGGACAUACUGGACAAGUAAAUCUUGCAGCUUAUUCACUUGUACAGAUUCUUCUUGUGCAAUUGGGAAAUGGGAUUUUGGUGGGCAUGUCAAGUGCAUCAGAGACUCUAUGUGGACAAGCAUUUGGGGCAAAGCAAUACCACUUGAUGGGAAUCUACUUACAGCGAUCGUUGAUCAUCAAUCUUUUUGCAGCAACAAUACUAUUACCAGUCUUCGUUUUUUCAUCAUCAAUCUUCAAACUCAUCGGUGAGGAAGAUGCCACCGCGGACACUGCUGGAUACAUCUCUCUGUGGUUCAUUCCAAUCCUCUACUUUGUGGCUAUUAAUGUGACUAUCCAAAAAUACCUGCAGUGUCAGCUCAAGAACAUGAUUGUUGCGUGGGUGUCUACUGCCUCAUUUGUCAUACAUGUGUUUCUGUCGUGGAUUUUCUCGAGCAAACUGAAUCUGGGGAUUCCCGGUGCAAUGACUGCGAUGAUUGUAUCGACUUGGUUGAUUGUAAUUGGAGAGUGUGUGUAUAUAUUUGGUGGCUGGUGUCCCAAUACUUGGGAAGGAUUCACUUUUGCUGCCUUCUCUGAUCUAGUUCCUGUCUUAAAACUCUCAAUAUCAUCAGGUGUCAUGGUUUGCAUAGAAGUAUGGUAUCAUGCUGUUUUUGUCCUACUAGCAGGACACCUGAAAAAUGCCACAACUGCGAUUUCUGCUUUCUCCAUUUGCCUCAACAUUUUAAUUUGGGAAUUGAUGGCAUGCGUCAGUUUCUUGACUGCUUCAAGCGUGCGGGUCUCGAAUGAACUGGGGAAAGGAGAUGCUAAAGCUGCAAAAUUUUCUAUCAAAGUCAUCUUAUGUACUUCACUUAGUGUUGGUGUCUUCUUUUGGGCACUCUGCUUAGCAUUUGGUCGUAAAAUUGCUUUCCUGUUCACAAAUGACAAGGCCGUAGCGGAAUACGUUUCGAGCCUCUCUGUCUUACUUGCUUUCUCAGUUCUAUUCAACAGUUCCCAGACAGUAUUUUCAGGGGUGGCUGUAGGUUCUGGGAGGCAAGCUAUGGUUGCAUAUGUGAACAUCUUUUGCUAUUACGUUAUCGGGGUGCUGGUAGGAGUUGUUCUUGGAUGGGUAGCUGGUCUCCAAGUAAAGGGCCUGUGGAUGGGAAUGAUAUUAGGAGUUACCUCGCAAUCGCUUUUGCUUGCUUACAUCACUUGGAGAACUGAUUGGGAAGAACAGAUUAAUAAAGCGAAAGAACGUCUCAAUCACUGGUUGUUGAAACCGUCAGAGGAAUCCCAUGAAAGUUCAGCUCAAGAAAGAUUAAACUAAUGAACAAUACUAUUGUUUUUUCCUCUGAAAGUUCAGCUCAAGAAAGAUUAAACCAAUGAACAAUACUAUUGUUUCACUUCCAGAUUCUGUUCUUCAGUAUCAUGUGCGAAAUUUCACUUUAAUCGGCCUGUUCCCCUCCAAUGCAUACCGUGACUCGGCUUACAAUAAUAAGCUCAUUUAUUCAAACUGUUGCUCUCACUGUGAUUACCUACAGAACUGUCUGGGACAAACAGAUUCCAUCUGAUUCCGCAUAUGGAUUCAUAUGGCCGUCCUCAAACUGUUUGGGACAAAGGCUGUGAUAGUGAUGAUGCAUUUGGAGAAAAAGAAAAGCAUCAACUGUAAACCUUAUUUUCUGGAGAAAAAAGCAUCAAUUGCGGUGAACGUUGCAGAAUAUGUUUCGAGCCUCUCUAUUCUACUUGCAAUCUCAGUUCUACUCAACAGUUUCCAGACAGCAUUCUACGUGCUCAUCUUCAAUUUGAGAGAUUACAAGGAGCAAAAACAAGAUGGAUGAUGAGAGACUUCUUGGAUCAGCAUCAAAAGAUAAAAGACAUGGUUGGAAGGAAGAUAUUUGUGUAAUUACUAAUUAUGCAGUUGGUAGGAAUUGUUCUUGGAUAUGUAACUCAUCUGCGAGUGGCAUACCUUUCAUUUAAGGAACAAGGCAUGGUGGAUA
Tripterygium wilfordii is the source of this 2260-nucleotide messenger RNA. Its product is annotated as protein DETOXIFICATION 24-like. Gene Ontology annotation, biological process: xenobiotic detoxification by transmembrane export across the plasma membrane. The record is from RefSeq and is a predicted model, not a curated record. Gene Ontology annotation, cellular component: membrane. The transcript has 11 exons. The coding region runs from base 88 to 1590 and encodes 500 amino acids. Lineage: Eukaryota; Viridiplantae; Streptophyta; Magnoliopsida; Celastrales; Celastraceae. Gene Ontology annotation, molecular function: xenobiotic transmembrane transporter activity; antiporter activity.